AUGGCGACGAUCGGUACGUUCAACGAGGAGGGGGUAAACGUGGACCUGUACAUCCCGCGCAAGUGCCACGCGACCAACAACCUCAUCACCUCGUACGACCACUCCGCCGUGCAGAUUGCCAUCGCGAAUGUGGACGCCAACGGUGUGAUCAACGGCACCACGACGACCUUCUGCAUUGCCGGCUACCUCCGCUGCCAGGCCGCGUCUGACCACGCGAUAAACCACCUGGCGAUUGCGAAGGGCAUGAUCCGCAUCAAGACAGGCAAGAAGCCCCGCGCGAAGAAGGUGAAGGGCCUGAAGGGGAUUGGCGCCCGCGGCGCGGCAAAGGGUGCCCCGCAGCAGCGGGGCGCCCGUGCCGCCCCUGGCCAGAGGGGUGCUGCCCAGCGUGGCGGCGCGCAGAAGGGCAACGCCCGCAGGCCCCAGCAGAAGCAGCCGCAGCAGCGCGGUGCCCGUCCUGCCCGGAAUGAAGAGGGCGGUCGCCCUCAGCGCGGUAGCAAGAAUGCGCCUCAGUCUCGCCAGCAGCAGGGCAGGAACGCGCCUCGUCCCCAGAAGGCAUAG
This is a messenger RNA of Trypanosoma conorhini, 558 nucleotides long. RefSeq names its product 40S ribosomal protein S21. Bases 1 to 558 code for a protein of 185 amino acids. The record is from RefSeq and is a predicted model, not a curated record. Lineage: Eukaryota; Euglenozoa; Kinetoplastea; Trypanosomatida; Trypanosomatidae. The transcript has a single exon. Gene Ontology annotation, molecular function: structural constituent of ribosome. Gene Ontology annotation, cellular component: ribosome; cytosolic small ribosomal subunit. Gene Ontology annotation, biological process: translation; endonucleolytic cleavage to generate mature 3'-end of SSU-rRNA from (SSU-rRNA, 5.8S rRNA, LSU-rRNA); endonucleolytic cleavage in ITS1 to separate SSU-rRNA from 5.8S rRNA and LSU-rRNA from tricistronic rRNA transcript (SSU-rRNA, 5.8S rRNA, LSU-rRNA).